This is a messenger RNA of Rhipicephalus microplus (southern cattle tick), 807 nucleotides long. RefSeq lists its product as uncharacterized. NCBI's taxonomy places the organism in Eukaryota, Metazoa, Arthropoda, Arachnida, Ixodida, Ixodidae. The record is from RefSeq and is a predicted model, not a curated record.
AUGGCUAAAGACAUUGCUAAACUCAAGGAAGAAAUGAAGGCAGAACUGCUAAAGAUAAAAGAAGAGAUGAAACAAGAGAUAAAAUCUUUUCGUGAUUCCCUUGAAAGGGAUUUACGGAAUGAAAUCCGUGAGCUAAAAAAUGAUCAGCGUCAAAUGACGGAAAGCCUCAACUUUGCCUUCACUUCAAUUGAGGAGCACAAAAAGAAACUGGACGAUGUGAUUACAAAGAACAGGGAUCUUGAAAGUGAAAAUGCUGCUCUUCGUGCUGAGUGUAAAUGUCUUGAGAGCAAAGGCAGGGAUCUUGAAACAAGGCUUGUUCUUGCUGAGCAGUACUCGAGGAAGACAAACCUCGAGAUACAAGGUGUACUGAAACAAGACAAUGAAUCUGUUACUAACAUUGUCUCAAAGAUUGGCAGUGCCAUAAAUGAGCAAAUAACUGCAGGUGAUAUUGAGGUCUGUCAUCGGGUGCCGAGCCGAGACAGCGGCAGAAGUAAUAUCAUCGUCCAGUUUAAGUCUCAUGCAAAGCGAGACAGCAUUCUAAGGAAAGCAAAACGAGCUCGUCUGACUAACAAAGAUGUCGGACUGACCAGUGAAAAUGCUAUCUAUGUGAAUGAGCAUCUUUGCCCAGCCUUAAAGAAACUUCUAGCUCUUGCUGUGAAGAAAAAGUAUGAAUACAAAUGGAAAUCCGUCUGGUCAUUUAACGGGAAAAUCUAUGUGAAGCAAUCUGACGAUACGCCCGCCGUGCACGUUCCAAAUGAGCAUGAUAUUGAUAAGGUUUUUUCGGGGUCGUCAUAUGCAACUGUGUAG